Molecule: messenger RNA, 1703 nt
Organism: Thunnus maccoyii (southern bluefin tuna)
Lineage: Eukaryota; Metazoa; Chordata; Actinopteri; Scombriformes; Scombridae
Gene: cav4a
Exons: 3
Coding region: 125-682 (185 amino acids)
Biological process (GO): caveola assembly
Cellular component (GO): caveola
Molecular function (GO): molecular adaptor activity
Source: RefSeq, a predicted model, not a curated record
UAACCUCACUGCACACAGCCAGCUGAGGGGUCCAGUCAGCGGCCUUGGUCUGAGCUGUUACGGGAAGUGACAGGCACCCACUCUGCUCUCUGGGUUGUGUUUUCUUCACGUUUGGAUAGACACCAUGAUGAAAGGGGAAGAUUCAGAGGAGGUAGAGAUCGAUUUGGGGGACUCCAGUGACCAUGACGAAUUUGAUAAUGGGGAGGAACCUCAGACGCUGUGGAGGGCCCCUCCUGCUCUGGAAGACGAGGAAAACAUUCAUACGUCUACGUUAGUGGAAAUCAGUGAUACAAAACCUCUACUAAAUGUCAGAGACCCCCGAGGUAUCAAUGACUGCCUCAAGGUGACGUUUGAGGAUGUGAUCGCUGAGCCGGUGUCUGUGCGCAGUGGGGACAGAGUGUGGAUCUGGAGCAAUGCUCUGUUUGAAGUGUCUAGGGUUUGGGUUUACCGCAUAGUCACAGUGCUUCUGGCCAUUCCCACGUCAAUCAUCUCUGGUCUCCUCUUUGCACUCCUUAGCUGCUUCCACAUCUGGGUGAUUGGUCCCUGGAUCAAGUGUAUGUUUAUUGGCACACACUGGCUACAGAGCCUUUGGAACAUCGUGCUGGACAUCAUUGUACGUCCCCUCCUCACGAGUGCCGGGAGAUGCUGUGGAGGCUUCAGCAUUCACCUGGCCAAAGAAUGAGACUCACACACAAGAAGCAAAUCCACACUGGGAUUGUUUGUUAUGUGCACAAGUUUUCGUGGACUGAGCCCAAGUGGGCAUCGAUAUUUGGUUAUUUAAUAUUUCUUCCUAAAUAAAAUGUUCAUAAUAACAUGUUUACCACAGAUAAAACAUUGUCCAAUAGUAUCUGCCAGUCCUUUUUAAUGAUUAUACAAGACUUGUGACUUUUUCAAACAGGGAUUUGGUGUGCCUUGGACUUGACUCAGUGACAAAAAGAAGAUGAUGUAAUUCUUAACUUCAUCUUCACAGUGCGAAAUCGCUUUUGCGAGACCAAAAAGAGAUUAGAGUUCUUAACAAAUAAGUUGAUAACUUCCAUUAUGCUGCCUGAUUUGAAGAAAAUGAGAAUGAUAAAAGUGACCCUUUUUUGUUGAGCAGGCGACACAUUUUCUAAGGAAAAUUACGGAUGUUUUCUAGAAUUUGAAGUAAUUCUAACAGAGUUUGUUAUGCAAAUUGAAUGUUGUAUAACCUUUAUGUCAUGAUGUUUAGGUUCAGUUUUUAUAUUUUCUUUAGUUUAAGCAUGUGGGAUGAAUGUUUACUGAGAACUAACUUCAAUCCUAGAAGUUGCAAGUUUCAAAUGUAAGAAUAUUUAGUUCUGAAGAAGUUACAUUGAUUGAUAAUGCUGGGAGGAAAUGGCAACAAAAGACAUGGAUUACAGUUUUUUUCUGUCUAGAAGAUUAGCUCUAAAUACAAAACAUAAUUGUUCUGUUAAAUUAAGUGAUGAGCCAGUGGGAAGAAAAGGUUUCAUUCUGUGAGCAUCUUGCAGACAUGUACAUACUGUAUAUGAAUUAGAAGACAAGAUCUACUUCCAAAGAACUAUGAAGCAAUUACAGCCUCUGUAACUCAUUCCUUCUCCACUUUAGACUCAUUAAUGUGAUCAGAACAGAUAUUUUAAUCAUUCUCUGUUAUAUGUCAUAUUGCUUGGAUAAUAUGAAGGGCCAGGCAUUGUUAGAAAAAUAAAAAUCCAAUAUGCUGCUUAUACUGA